GUGGUUCGCUACUUGGCUGGAUGUGGAUUGCAGAGUUGUCUUUUGUUGAUUUCUAAAGGCUAUCCAGACAUUGGGUGGAAUCCAGUUGAAGGAGAGCGAUAUUUGGAUUUUCUUCGUUUUGCUGUUUUUUGCAAUGGAGAAAGUGUGGAGGAGAACGCUAAUGUUGUAGUCAGGCUGCUUAUCCGUCGACCUGAAUGUUUCGGUCCAGCUUUAAGAGGAGAAGGAGGUAACGGGUUACUUGCUGCCAUGGAGGAAGCAAUACAAAUAUCAGAAGAUCCAACAAGAGAUGGACCUUCCCUAAAUAAUGGAUCUAGUAAAACCCUUGAAAUGGAAGAACAAGAGGAUGACACUAUUCACAUGGGAAAUGCAAUCAUGACCUUCUAUGCUGCUUUGAUUGAUCUUUUAGGACGUUGUGCCCCUGAAAUGCAUCUAAUACAUGCUGGUAAAGGGGAAGCCAUUAGAAUCAGAUCAAUUCUACGGUCUUUGAUUCCACUGGAAGAUUUGGUGGGAGUAAUUAGUAUUCCUUUCCACAUGCCAACCAUAGCUAAAGAUGGUACUGUGGUGGAACCUGACAUGUCUGCGGGGUUUUGCCCAGAUCACAAGGCAGCCAUGGUUUUGUUCCUUGACAGGGUCUAUGGAAUUGAGGACCAGGAUUUUCUUCUACAUCUUCUUGAAGUUGGCUUUCUGCCAGAUCUUCGUGCUGCUGCUUCUUUAGAUACGGCUGCUUUAAGUGCUACAGAUAUGGCUUUGGCUCUGAAUCGAUACCUUUGCACAGCAGUCUUGCCUCUGUUGACCAGAUGUGCUCCUCUUUUUGCUGGCACAGAGCACCAUGCUUCCCUCAUCGAUUCCUUAUUACAUACUGUGUACAGACUCUCAAAGGGAUGCUCUCUUACCAAAGCUCAGCGAGAUUCUAUUGAAGAAUGUUUGCUGUCUAUCUGUGGGCAGUUGCGGCCUUCCAUGAUGCAGCAUUUGCUGAGAAGAUUAGUAUUUGAUGUUCCCCUAUUAAAUGAACAUGCAAAGAUGCCUCUCAAGUUGCUGACAAAUCAUUAUGAAAGAUGCUGGAAGUACUAUUGUUUGCCAGGUGGAUGGGGUAACUUUGGUGCAGCCUCUGAAGAAGAACUUCAUUUAUCGAGAAAGUUAUUCUGGGGUAUUUUUGAUGCUUUGUCUCAAAAGAAGUAUGAACAAGAACUGUUCAAACUGGCUUUGCCUUGUUUGAGUGCAGUUGCAGGAGCCUUGCCUCCAGACUAUAUGGAAUCAAAUUAUGUCAAUAUGAUGGAAAAACAGUCUUCAAUGGAUUCAGAUGGGAACUUUAAUCCUCAACCUGUUGAUACAUCAAACAUUACAAUCCCUGAAAAGCUAGAAUAUUUCAUUAACAAAUAUGCAGAACACUCUCAUGACAAAUGGUCGAUGGAAAAGUUUGCCAAUGGAUGGACGUAUGGUGAAACAUAUUCUGAAUCUGCAAAAGUGCAACCAUUAAUGAAACAAUAUAAGUUACUGUCUGAAAAGGAGAAAGAAAUUUAUCGAUGGCCAAUCAAAGAAUCACUGAAAACUAUGCUGGCAUGGGGAUGGCGAAUUGAAAGAACACGGGAAGGAGAUUCCAUGGCACUGUAUAAUCGGACACGUCGCAUAUCUCAAACCAGUCAAAUCUCUGUAGAUACAGCCCAUGGUUACACUCCUCGAGCAAUUGAUAUGAGCAAUGUCACCCUCUCCAGAGACGUACAUGCUAUGGCUGAGAUGAUGGCUGAAAACUACCAUAACAUAUGGGCAAAGAAAAAGAAAAUGGAGCUUGAAGCAAAAGUAGGAGGAGGCAACCAUCCUCUUCUUGUUCCUUAUGAUACACUCACAGCCAAAGAAAAAGCCAAGGAUAGAGAAAAAGCACAGGACAUCCUGAAAUUUCUACAGAUUAAUGGAUAUGUUGUUUCCAGAGGACUUAAGAACCUGGAAUUAGACACACCUUCUAUCGAGAAACGCUUUGCCUACAGUUUCCUUCAGCAACUUAUAAGAUACGUGGAUGAAGCCCAUCAGUACAUUCUGGAGUUUGAUGGUGGCAGCAGAGGCAAAGGAGAGCACUUCCCAUAUGAACAAGAAAUCAAGUUUUUUGCCAAAGUUGUGCUCCCUUUGAUUGAUCAGUAUUUUAAAAAUCAUCGCCUGUAUUUCUUAUCUGCAGCAAGUAGGCCUCUCAGCAGUGGAGGUCAUGCCUCUAAUAAAGAGAAAGAAAUGGUGACAAGCCUGUUCUGCAAACUUGGAGUUCUUGUCAGGCAUAGGAUUUCACUGUUUGGAAAUGAUGCAACAUCAAUAGUCAACUGUCUUCACAUACUGGGCCAGACCUUGGAUGCCAGGACUGUGAUGAAAACUGGUCUGGAAUCUGUUAAGAUGGCAUUGAGAGCAUUUUUGGACAACGCUGCUGAGGAUCUGGAGAAAACAAUGGAAAAUCUUAAGCAAGGCCAGUUUACACACAGCAGAAACCAGCCGAAAGGAGUUACACAAAUUAUUAAUUACACCACAGUUGCUCUCCUGCCAGUGCUAUCUUCAUUAUUUGAGCAUAUUGGACAGCACCAGUUUGGGGAAGAUUUGAUAUUGGAAGAUGUUCAGGUCUCCUGUUAUAGAAUAUUAGCCAGUUUAUAUGCUCUGGGAACCAGCAAGAGUAUCUAUGUAGAGCGGCAACGGUCAGCACUAGGAGAAUGCCUGGCCGCUUUCUCAGGUGCCUUUCCAGUGGCUUUUUUGGAAACUCAUUUGAACAAACAUAAUAUCUACUCAAUUUACAAUACCAAGAAUGCAAGAGACAGAGCAGUUCUCAACUUGCCUGCUAGUGUAGAUGAGGUUUGCCCAAAUAUUCCUUCCUUGGUGAAGCUAAUGGAAGAAAUUGUGGAAUUGGCAGAGUCUGGUAUUCGUUACACACAAAUGCCACAUAUCAUGGAAGUGAUACUGCCUAUGCUAUGUAGUUACAUGUCACACUGGUGGGAGCACGGGCCAGAAAACAACCCUGACAAGGCUGAAAUGUGUUGCACAGCCUUGACGUCAGAGCACAUGAACACCCUGUUGGGUAACAUAUUGAAAAUCAUCUAUAAUAACCUUGGAAUUGAUGAAGGAGCCUGGAUGAAGAGAUUAGCAGUGUUUUCCCAGCCCAUCAUCAGCAAAGCAAAGCCACAGCUCUUGAAGACGCACUUCCUGCCACUGAUGAAUAAGCUAAAGAAAAAAGCAGCAGUGGUUGUAUCAGAUGAAGAACAUCUAAGAGCAGAAGGCAGAGGUGAUAUGUCGGAGGCUGAACUGCUCAUCCUAGAUGAGUUCACCACUUUGGCACGGGACCUCUAUGCCUUCUACCCUUUGUUGAUUAGAUUUGUGGACUAUAACAGGGCAAAAUGGCUGAAAGAGCCCAACCCUGAAGCAGAAGAAUUGUUCCGCAUGGUGGCUGAGGUCUUCAUUUACUGGUCAAAGUCUCAUAAUUUCAAAAGGGAAGAGCAGAACUUUGUGGUACAAAAUGAAAUCAACAACAUGUCUUUCCUUAUCAGUGACACCAAAUCUAAGAUGUCCAAGGCAGCAGUUUCUGACCAGGAGAGAAAGAAGAUGAAGCGAAAAGGUGACCGGUACUCUAUGCAGACCUCUCUCAUUGUGGCAGCACUGAAGAGAUUACUUCCCAUUGGCCUAAACAUUUGUGCUCCUGGAGACCAAGAGCUAAUCACACUGGCCAAAAAUCGAUUCAGUAUGAAAGAUACUGAAGAUGAAGUACGAGAUAUCAUCCGCAGUAAUCUUCAUCUCCAGGGCAAGCUUGAGGAUCCCGCCAUUAGGUGGCAGAUGGCACUUUACAAAGAUUUACCAAACAGGACUGAAGAUUCCUCAGAUCCAGAGAAGACUGUGGAAAGGGUCCUUGACAUAGCUAAUGUACUGUUUCACCUGGAACAGGUUGAGCAUCCUCAGCGGUCCAAAAAAGCAGUGUGGCAUAAGCUGCUGUCUAAACAGAGGAAAAGAGCAGUAGUUGCCUGCUUUAGAAUGGCACCAUUGUAUAAUCUGCCAAGGCACCGAGCCGUCAAUCUCUUUCUUCAAGGCUAUGAUAAAUCUUGGAUUGAAACAGAAGAACACUAUUUUGAAGACAAACUGAUAGAAGACUUAGCAAAACCUGGGGAGGAACCACCAGAAGAAGAUGAAAGCCUUAAAAGAGUUGAUCCUUUACACCAACUUAUUCUGCUAUUCAGUCGAACAGCCUUGACUGAAAAAUGCAAAUUGGAAGAAGAUUUCCUGUAUAUGGCUUAUGCUGACAUUAUGGCAAAGAGCUGCCAUGAUGAAGAUGAUGAUGAUGGUGAAGAAGAAGUGAAGAGUUUUGAAGAAAAAGAAAUGGAAAAGCAAAAACUUCUGUAUCAACAAGCCAGACUGCAUGACCGGGGUGCUGCUGAGAUGGUUCUGCAGACAAUCAGUGCUAGUAAAGGUGAGAUGGGGCCUAUGGUUGCAGCUACCCUAAAGCUAGGGAUUGCCAUCUUAAAUGGAGGAAAUUCUACUGUUCAACAGAAGAUGCUUGACUACCUCAAGGAUAAGAAGGAUGUGGGAUUCUUUCAGAGCCUUGCUGGUCUUAUGCAGUCCUGUAGUGUUCUUGACCUAAAUGCAUUUGAACGUCAGAACAAAGCAGAAGGCCUUGGCAUGGUGACUGAAGAGGGAUCAGGAGAAAAGGUGAUGCAGGAUGAUGAGUUCACCUGUGACCUCUUCCGCUUUCUUCAGUUGCUUUGUGAAGGACAUAAUUCAGAUUUUCAGAAUUACCUGAGGACUCAGACUGGUAACAACACAACUGUUAAUAUUAUUAUUUCCACUGUGGAUUACUUACUAAGAGUUCAGGAAUCCAUUAGUGAUUUCUAUUGGUAUUAUUCUGGGAAGGAUGUUAUUGAUGAGCAAGGACAACGAAAUUUUUCCAAAGCCAUCCAGGUUGCAAAACAAGUUUUCAAUACUCUUACAGAGUAUAUCCAGGGACCAUGUACUGGGAAUCAGCAAAGUCUGGCACACAGCAGGCUAUGGGAUGCUGUAGUUGGUUUCCUUCAUGUGUUUGCCCACAUGCAGAUGAAGCUGUCUCAGGAUUCCAGUCAAAUUGAAUUACUGAAGGAAUUAAUGGAUCUUCAGAAGGAUAUGGUUGUCAUGUUGCUGUCUAUGCUGGAAGGUAAUGUUGUGAAUGGAACUAUUGGAAAGCAGAUGGUCGAUAUGCUUGUGGAAUCAUCCAACAAUGUGGAGAUGAUUCUGAAGUUUUUUGAUAUGUUCUUAAAAUUGAAGGAUUUGACUUCCUCUGAUGCAUUCAAAGAAUAUGAUCCUGAUGGUAAAGGGAUAAUUUCAAAGAGGGAUUUUCACAAGGCAAUGGAAAGUCAUAAGCAUUACACCCAGUCUGAAACUGAGUUUCUGCUAUCAUGUGCUGAAACAGAUGAGAAUGAGACUCUGGACUAUGAGGAGUUUGUGAAACGAUUCCAUGAACCUGCCAAAGACAUUGGUUUCAAUGUUGCUGUUCUCCUGACCAACCUGUCAGAACACAUGCCCCAUGAUACCCGCCUGCAAACUUUUCUUGAACUGUCAGAGAGUGUGCUGAAUUACUUUCAGCCUUUCCUUGGACGCAUAGAAAUCAUGGGCAGUGCGAAGCGCAUUGAACGAGUUUAUUUUGAAAUAAGUGAGUCAAGUCGGACUCAGUGGGAGAAACCUCAGGUAAAAGAGUCAAAGAGACAAUUUAUAUUUGAUGUUGUAAAUGAAGGCGGAGAGAAAGAAAAGAUGGAGCUUUUUGUUAAUUUCUGUGAGGAUACCAUCUUUGAAAUGCAACUGGCUGCCCAGAUCUCUGAGUCAGAUCUGAAUGAAAGGUCAGCAAAUAAAGAGGAGAAUGAGAAAGAUAAGCCUGAGGAACAGGAUCCUAGAAUGGGUUUUUUCUCUCUCGUGACCCUGAAGUCAGCAUUAGUAGCUCUCAAGUAUAACUUAAUGAUGCUUAUGAAAAUGUUCAGCAUGAAGAGCCUAAAGAAACAGAUGAAAAAAGUGAAGAAAAUGACCAUGAAGGACAUGGUUAUGGCUUUGUUUUCUUCCUAUUGGAACAUUUUGAUGGGCUUACUACAUUUUGCUUGUAGUGUCGUCCGGGGCUUUUUUCGCAUCAUAUGCAGUUUGCUGCUUGGGGGAAGCCUAGUAGAAGGAGCAAAGAAAAUCAAAGUGGCUGAACUAUUAGCUAAUAUGCCAGAUCCCACUCAGGAUGAGGUACGUGGGGAAGGAGAAGAGGGGGAGAGAAAGCCAACAGAAGCUGCAUUGCCUACAGAAGACUUGACAGAUCUGAGAACUUUAUCAGAUGAGAGUGAUCUACUCUCAGAUAUAUUUGGUUUGGAUUUGAAAAGAGAAGGUGGACAGUAUAAAUUGAUCCCUCACAAUCCAAAUGCUGGCUUGAGUGAUUUACUGACCACUCCCUCCUUAGCUCCAAUGCCUGAGGUGCAGGAAAAAAUCCAGGAGCAGCUGAAAGAAGAUGAAAAGGAAGAGAAGGAUGAAACAAAAUCUGAACCUGAAAAAGCAGAAGGAGAAGAUGGAGAGAAAGAAGAGAAAGCCAAGGAAGACAAAGGGAAACAGAAGUUAAGACAACUUCAUACUCACAGAUAUGGAGAACCAGAAGUUCAGGAAUCAGCUUUCUGGAAGAAAAUCAUUGCAUACCAACAGAAGCUUCUUAAUUAUUUUGCACGAAACUUCUACAACAUGAGGAUGUUGGCGUUGUUUGUUGCUUUUGCCAUCAACUUCAUCCUGCUUUUCUAUAAGGUCUCCACCUCUGCUGUGGCAGAAGAAAAAGAAGUUCCUGUGGUAUCAGCUGGUGAAAGUACCAAGUUGAACAGCCUGGAAAGCGACAACCAGAGGGUCAUUGCAGUGCAUUAUGUCCUGGAAGAAAGCAGUGGCUACAUGGAGCCCACACUGCGGAUUUUGGCCAUCCUACACACAGUCAUCUCAUUCUUCUGCAUCAUAGGGUAUUAUUGUUUGAAAGUUCCACUGGUUAUUUUUAAGAGAGAAAAGGAAGUGGCAAGAAAACUGGAAUUUGAUGGGCUGUAUAUAACUGAACAGCCAUCAGAAGAUGAUAUUAAAGGACAGUGGGAUAGACUUGUAAUCAACACACAGUCUUUUCCAAACAAUUAUUGGGACAAAUUUGUGAAAAGAAAGGUCAUGGAUAAAUAUGGUGAGUUCUAUGGCCGUGACAGGAUCAGUGAGUUACUGGGAAUGGACAAAGCUGCUCUCGAUUUCAGUGAUGCUCGAGAAAAGAAGAAACCAAAGAAGGAUAGCUCCUUAUCUGCUGUGCUAAAUUCCAUUGAUGUGAAGUAUCAGAUGUGGAAAUUAGGAGUUGUUUUCACUGAUAAUUCUUUCCUUUACCUAGCGUGGUACAUGACCAUGUCAGUCCUUGGCCAUUACAACAAUUUUUUCUUUGCUGCUCAUCUCCUUGACAUUGCAAUGGGAUUCAAGACAUUACGAACUAUCCUGUCGUCAGUGACCCACAAUGGCAAGCAGCUUGUCCUAACAGUAGGGUUACUGGCAGUAGUAGUGUACUUGUAUACAGUAGUGGCAUUCAAUUUUUUCCGCAAGUUCUACAACAAGAGUGAAGAUGGUGAUAUGCCGGACAUGAAAUGUGAUGAUAUGCUAACAUGCUACAUGUUUCACAUGUAUGUUGGAGUACGUGCAGGUGGAGGCAUUGGUGAUGAAAUAGAGGAUCCGGCAGGAGAUGAAUAUGAAAUCUAUCGUAUUAUCUUUGACAUAACUUUCUUCUUUUUUGUGAUUGUCAUCCUGCUUGCAAUUAUUCAAGGUUUAAUUAUUGAUGCUUUUGGUGAGUUAAGAGAUCAGCAAGAGCAAGUUAAGGAAGACAUGGAGACAAAGUGCUUUAUUUGUGGAAUAGGAAAUGACUACUUUGAUACAGUGCCCCAUGGCUUUGAAACACACACUCUACAGGAGCACAACUUGGCCAAUUAUUUGUUUUUUCUGAUGUAUCUUAUUAACAAAGAUGAAACGGAGCAUACAGGACAGGAAUCCUAUGUAUGGAAAAUGUAUCAAGAACGAUGCUGGGAGUUUUUCCCUGCUGGUGAUUGCUUCCGAAAACAAUACGAAGACCAGCUCAACUAAGAAGAGAUGAGGAUUUACAGAUGAAAAUAUGUCCCAACUCUUUUGGGAAUGUCUAAAAUCCCCAAAGUUGUGUGCUUUUUGGAGCACCAAAGCUGUGUUUUUAAUGACCCAACUGUGCUUUUAUUCUCUUGUGUAUUUGCUUUAAGAACACUGGAGUAAAGAAAAAUUAAAAAUAACAGCAACUCUGGAAAAAUGCCAACCAUUUGCACACACAAAAGAUAUCCCUACACAUAACAUGCACACAUAAGAAGAGACUUGUGACAGCUUAUUUCUGAAACUGCCAGAUGAUACCCUUGAUCACACACAGGGUGACAUAGUAGCAACACUCAUUCAAUCUGUUUAUUUCGUCAUCCUGGAAGGAACUAUGUGUAGUUCGCAGAGCACUGUAAAGGAUUGUUGUGGACACUAAGUUGUGGGGAAAUAGUGCCUUACUAUAUGUGGGUUGAGCUAUGCAGAAGAUGAGUGCAUGAUGACAUCAGCUUUUUUAUGUCCUCCCUUUCUUCCAAGUUAAUUUUUUUGUGCUUUUAGUGGGUUUGGGAGAAAGGGAUUUGAUUGUGCACAUCUUUUUAAUGACUGGAGUGUCUCAGGACAAGCUUAGGUUAUUCUCAUCCAGUUGAUUUCACAUUUACCUUCCUCUUUAUCUUUUGCUCUUAUUUUGGUAAUGCUCUGAUACAACACUGCACCUUUAUGAAAUCUUUGUAUGAAAACAAGAUGACUGCAAAAAACACUUUAACAAGAACUGUUUCAUUGCAUGUUUAUUAUGCAAGUUUAAAACAAUCAAAAAGCAACCUUCAGAAGCAAGAUGAUCAACAUGAAAAAACAGUCACAAUAAUUAUAUCCAUAGUAAUAAAGUGUUGUGGGCUUUAUUGUACAUCUGGAACAACUGUCAUCAGCCAACAAUGUAUAUGUUAGGAAUUUAACAGUAGAAUUGGUUUCUUUUCUUUUUCUUUCUUUCAUUUAUGCCACCUGUGAUUGAUAGUGGAGUUGAAGAUUUUCUUGUUAAAUUAUUUUUUAAAAGCAAA
Egretta garzetta (little egret) is the source of this 9104-nucleotide messenger RNA. Its product is annotated as ryanodine receptor 2. Gene Ontology annotation, cellular component: sarcolemma; calcium channel complex; Z disc. The record is from RefSeq and is a predicted model, not a curated record. Lineage: Eukaryota; Metazoa; Chordata; Aves; Pelecaniformes; Ardeidae. Gene Ontology annotation, biological process: intracellular calcium ion homeostasis; calcium ion transmembrane transport. The transcript has 60 exons. The annotation marks the transcript as partial. Gene Ontology annotation, molecular function: calcium ion binding; ryanodine-sensitive calcium-release channel activity.